UUUUCUCGUCACUAUUCGCACAGCCAAAGCAGAAGUGGUCGUCGUAGUUCCAAUAGUGAAAUACACCCGUUAGGUUUUUUUUUUUUUUUUAGUUUCACAAAUCGUUUUCAGGGUUUUCGAGUUUGACGUAUCCACAUCGAAUCGUCACUAUAAUCCCAAACCAUCUCCGAAUCAAAUCAACAUGAUCCUUCACGUAGCGUUUGCAGCGUUCCUGUUGGUAAAUUCGGCGAUCGCCGAUGCCGGUGAACAGGAACAGGUGGCUGUUACAUCUGACGAGGGCGUGCUUGUGUUAACAAAAGACAACUUCCAAAACAUUAUCUCGUCGUCUGAAUAUCUGCUUGUCAAAUUUUAUGCACCAUGGUGUGGUCAUUGUAAACAAUUAGCACCAGAAUAUGCAAGUGCAGCCCAGCAUUUAGCUCAAAAUGAAUUAUCAGUUAAAUUGGGCAAAGUAGAUGCUACUAUUGAGAGCGACUUAGCUGAACAGUUUGGUAUCCGAGGAUAUCCAACUUUGAAGUUCUUUAAAAAUGGAAAACCAAUUGACUAUACAGGUGGACGAACCAAGGAUGAAAUUAUUCAAUGGGUACUAAAGAAGUCUGGCCCAGCUGCAAAAGUUUUGCAGUCAGAAGAAGAAUUCAAAUCAUUCAUUGAGGGAAAACAUGUUGCUAUUGUUGGCUUUUUCGAAAAUUUAGAAUCAGAUGCAGCAAAAUUAUUUUCAGAACUGGCUGACUCUGUUGAUGAUCAUCCAUUUGGUCUUGUAUCAGAUUAUUCUAAAUUUUCUGAUUUAGAACACAAGGAUACAUUUGUUUUAUACAAAGAUUUUGACGAAAAGAAAGUUGCAUAUGAUCAAGAGUUUUCUGAUGUUGAAGAGAUCAAAAGAUUUAUUUUUGUUCAUUCGUUGCCUCCCGUUAUAGAAUUCAACCAAGAAACUGCCCAAAAAAUAUUUGGUGGUCAAAUUAAGAGUCAUUUAUUACUUUUCUUAUCUAAAAAAGAAGGACACUUCGACAAAUUUAUUGAUGACAUCAAGCCUGUUGCACUUGAAUUCAGAGGAAAAAUUGUAUUUGUUACUAUUGAUGCCGAUGAAGAAGAACAUCAAAGGAUUUUGGAGUUCUUUGGAAUGAAAAAGAAUGAAGUACCAAGCAUGAGAGCCAUCAAACUUGAAGAUGAUAUGACCAAGUUUAAACCAGAAUCUCCUGAAUUAACUGGAGAAAAUGUAAAGAAAUUCGUCUCAGAUUUUAUUGAAGGAAAAGUUAAGCAACAUUUACUUUCUGAAGAAUUACCUGAAGAUUGGAACAAAACCCCAGUCUGGACUUUGACUGCUACUAACUUUGAUAGUGUAGCUUUGGAUUCAACUAAGAAUGUUCUUGUUGAAUUUUAUGCCCCAUGGUGUGGACAUUGUAAACAGCUUGCUCCAAUUUUCGAUAAGGUUGGAGAACAUUUUGCCGAUAAAGAUGAUAUUAUCAUUGCAAAAAUGGAUGCUACAGUUAAUGAACUAGAACAUACCAAAAUCUCCAGUUUCCCCACACUAACAUACUACCCAAAGGGAGAUAAUCCAAAAGCCAUUGAAUAUAAUGGAGACAGAACAUUAGAAGCAAUCAUUAAGUUUAUUGAAGCUGAUGGAAAACAAGAAAGUCCUUCUAGCGCAUCGAGUGAGGAAGAAGAAGAUGAAGAAGAACGCGAGAAGCCUAAAGAUGAAUUGUAGAUACUAAUUGUAAUUAAAUGUUUAAAAUAAUAAUUAAUUUUUUUGUCAUCUUACUUGUGAAAAACUUCAGCACAUUAGAGUUCAACAACUGGACUAAUACCUAAUUGUGUAUGUAUAGCUAAUUUUGGUUGUAUUUGCAUUAUUUAAACUCUAAAAAAUUGGUAUUAUUACGAUUGUAAGAAAAACAAUUUUAAUUUAAUUCUCAUAAUGUACCCUUUUUCAAGACUGUCAUAGAUGGUUCUGAAAUGGACUUCUUAAGAACCAUAUUAUUUUAAAUCAAUGUCUAUGAUGUUUCCUUGAUAAGUAAAAUAAAAAUAAUGAAAUUAAUAUUUAUAUUUUUAAUUAAUUCGUGAAUCAUUAUUUUAAGUUAUAAUUAAAAACAUUUAUUUAUUAAAUCACAAUUACUCAAAUUCUUGAGUAAUUUAAUUUAUAGAUCUUUUUACUAAUUUUAUAUACUAAUAUUAACAUUGAUUUCUGAAAUUAAUUGUAAUGGUAAAGUUUAGCCAUAGAUAUUUAUUUAUACUUUGAUAUCAAUCAUCAUAUAUAUAUUUAUAUUUUUUUUUACAUUUGUUAUGUAUUAAAAACAAGCGUGGGUGUAUUUUUAUUUUAACAUCACAAAAAUUCAUAUUUUUACUUCAUUUGGUUUGUUAAAAUGUUAUCUUUUUGUAGUUACUUUAAAAUAAAUGCUUUAUGAUUUAAUAUAACUUUAAUUUAUUAUGGUGGUUUAAAGGACACAUUUUUAAAGAUGGUUGUAUAACAAUAUUCAAAAAAUGUGAUAGUCAAUGGAAUGUGAGUUUAAUUUAGUUAUUUUUAAUCAGUGUAUAAUUGCUACACAUGAGACGAUGUUUUACCAAAUAAUUGUUUUUUUGAUCAGUGUAUAAUGCUAAGUGCUAAGUUGUACUUAUAAUAUAAAUUUUGAUUCCCAGAAAUGUUAAUAUAAAAAUAUAAUAUAUCACAAAAUCACUUAAAAUAUAAGAUUUAAUUAUAUAAAUUAUAGUUAUAACCUUAUAGUUAGGUAUUUCAAAGUAUAUGUUAUUAUCGAUUAUAUUUUGUUAAGGAAUGUUCCAAAUAUAUUAUGUAAUCCUACA
Molecule: messenger RNA, 2787 nt
Organism: Aphis gossypii (cotton aphid)
Lineage: Eukaryota; Metazoa; Arthropoda; Insecta; Hemiptera; Aphididae
Gene: Pdi
Product: protein disulfide-isomerase
Exons: 10
Coding region: 182-1699 (505 amino acids)
Biological process (GO): protein folding; response to endoplasmic reticulum stress
Cellular component (GO): endoplasmic reticulum
Molecular function (GO): protein disulfide isomerase activity
Source: RefSeq, a predicted model, not a curated record